Messenger RNA from Penicillium egyptiacum, 1809 nucleotides. The record is from the annotation of a GenBank genome assembly. NCBI's taxonomy places the organism in Eukaryota, Fungi, Ascomycota, Eurotiomycetes, Eurotiales, Aspergillaceae.
AUGGCUACUAUUGCAGAUAGCUCCCCGAAGGGCGGUUUUGCGCUUGUCCUUCAAAAUCCCUUUCUCUGUGGUGUAGCAUCGGUAAGUGUCUGCUCUUGUAUGACAUGUGGUGUUCAUUCACUCACCUUAAAACAGUUCUCAACCUUGGGUGGUCUGUUAUUUGGCUAUGAUCAAGGUGUCAUUAGCGGUGUUAUCACCAUGGAGUCCUUUGGAGCUCGAUACCCUCGAGUCUUCUCUGAAAGUGGUUUCAAGGGUUGGUUUGUGUCAACGCUGUUGCUUGCAGCUUGGGCUGGCUCCUUGAUGAAUGGACCUAUCACCGACCGAAUUGGCCGGAAGAUGUCCAUCAAUCUGGCUGUUGUGGUCUUCGUCAUUGGUUCCAUCAUCCAAUGUGCUGCUAUGAACGUCUCAAUGCUGUUCGCCGGUCGGGCUAUUGCCGGCUUGGCUGUUGGUCAACUGACCAUGGUGGUGCCUCUGUACAUUUCUGAAGUUUCCAUUCCAGAAAUUCGCGGAGGACUGGUGGUUCUACAGCAAUUAUCUGUCACUCUUGGGAUCUUGUUCAGCUACUGGAUCGACUAUGGAACUAACUACAUCGGCGGCACCAGAUGCGCUCCUGAUAUCCCAUACUCCGGUGGUACAAUUUCAAAGCCCAUCUUCGACCCUUACCAUGAUGUUCCUGCUGGUGGCUGUACUGGGCAGUCUGAGGUGUCAUGGCGUCUCCCCCUCGCCCUGCAGAUCGUUCCAGCCGUUAUCCUCGGUAUUGGAAUGCUGUUCUUCCCAGACUCGCCCCGUUGGUUGUUGAUGAAGGAGCGUGAUGACGAUUCGCUGCACGCGCUCUCAAGACUGCGCCGCCAGGAUCGUGAUAGUCCUAUUCUCCUCAAUGAGUACCUUGAAAUCAAGGCCUCCAUCAUGUUGGAAAAUUCCUUUGCGAGGGACAAUUUCCCUAACCUCUCCGGGUAUAAGUUGCACGUUGCUCAGUCCUUCUUCACAACGUGGUCCCGCUUCAGGCGGUUGGCUAUUGGCUGCAUCGUGAUGUUCUUCCAGCAGUUCAUGGGUUGUAAUGCCAUGAUCUACUACGCACCUACAAUCUUCGCCCAGCUAGGCCUGGAUGGCAACACCACCUCCCUCCUUGCUACUGGUGUUUAUGGCAUCGUCAACUGCCUUAGCACCCUUCCCGCACUCUUCUUCAUCGACAAAGUCGGUCGUCGACCUCUGCUCAUGGCAGGUGCUGCGGGAACUUGCAUCUCGCUGGUGAUUGUGGGCGGCAUCCUAGGUGGCUUUGGCUCCUCACUCGUGAGUAAUAAAUCCGCUGGUUGGGCUGGUAUUGCCUUUAUCUACAUCUACGAUAUCAACUUCUCCUAUUCCUUUGGUAAGAUCAUGCCUAUGCCACUUCCUGCCUUCAUUCUGAAGCGACCAACUAACAACACUUUCACAAUAGCCCCUAUCGGUUGGGUUCUCCCUUCAGAGAUCUUCAAUCUCUCGAUUAGAUCUAAGGCGAUCUCUAUCACAACCUCCGCAACGUGGAUGUGCAACUUCAUCAUUGGCCUUGUCACGCCUGAUAUGCUCGAGUCCAUCACCUGGGGCACAUACAUUUUCUUUGCUGCCUUCUGUCUUCUUGCCUUUGCUUUCACCUUCUUCUGCAUCCCCGAGACCCGUGGAAAGGUACGUUCCGCAACCCUCCGUUCCAGCGUGGACCGCAUUGUCCGAAGUAUUAACCAUACCAACUAUCUUUCGACAGACACUCGAAGAUAUGGAUCUCAUUUUCGGCGAUACAGCUGCCCACGAAGAAAAGAAGCGCAUCAAGCACAUUGA